AUGCAUUCCAAUAGCUGUUUUACCCCUCUCUUCUCCUUUACUGGCCCUGCUGUGAAGAGACUCUUGGGCUGGAAGCAAGGAGAUAAGGAGGAAAAGUGGGCUGAAAUGGCAGUGGAUUCCUUGGUGAAGAAGCUGAUGAAGAAAAGGGGAGCCUUGCAGGAACUGGAGAGAGCCCUCAGCUGUCCUGGGCAGCCCAGCAAGUGUGUAACCAUCCCCCACUCCUUGGACGGAAGGAUGCAGGUCUUCCACCGCAAAGGAUACCCGCAUGUCAUCUACUGCCGUGUAUGGCGCUGGCCAAACCUGCAGUCCCAGCAUGAAUUGAAACCUCUCGCCUGCUGUGAAUUCCCCUUUGGUUCUAAGCAAAAGGACGUCUGCAUCAACCCUUACCAUUAUCAAAGGAUAGAAGCCCCAGUGUUGCCUCCAGUACUGGUUCCAAGACAGAGUGAAUACAACCCACAAUUCAGCCUCCUUACCACAUUCCAAAAUGUGUCUCUUGAGAAUGAGCAGCAGAUAUCCCACAGUGCAACUCUUCCUGAUCCUCACCCUGCAAAGCAGCCUCCCUGCACCCUUUUCUCAGCAUCCUACAAUAUGUACACUCCACCAACAAGCAGCAUGGGCUACUCAGUGACCUCAGGAAGUGCAAUUGCCCCCAAAAGGCCUUCUGAACUCACAGAUGCCCAACCUGUGAGCUAUGAGGAACCAGUUCAAUGGUGCUCAAUUGCCUAUUACGAACUCAAUAAGAGAGUUGGAGAAACUUUUCAGGCCUUUUCUCGAAGUAUACUAAUAGAUGGCUUUACAGAUCCGUCAAACAAGGACCGCUUCUGCCUUGGAUUGCUCUCUAAUAUUAACAGGAAUUCUUCCAUAGAAAACACCCGGAACCACAUCAGAAAAGGUGUCCACCUGUAUUAUGUGGGAGGAGAGGUCUUUGUUGAGUGUUUAAGCGACUGCAGCAUUUUUGUCCAGAGCUGGAAUGCCAAUCAUGAGUGCGGCUUCCACCCGAGCACCGUCUGCAAAAUCCCUAGUGGGUACAGCCUGAAGAUUUUCAACAACCUGCUCUUUGCCCAACUGCUUUCCCAGGCAAUUAACUAUGGUUUCGAGGCAGUCUCUGAGCUCACCAAGAUGUGCUUUAUCCGGAUGAGCUUUGUUAAAGGCUGGGGAGCAGGAUACCAUCGUCAGGCAAUCACCAGCACCCCGUGUUGGGUGGAGAUCCAUCUUCACGGAGCUUUGAAAUGGCUGGAUCAGGUGCUGAGGGAAAUGGGCUCUCCGGAGGCCCCCAUCUCUUCCAUCUCCUAAGAAUCAUCUCCA
Notechis scutatus (mainland tiger snake) is the source of this 1305-nucleotide messenger RNA. RefSeq names its product SMAD family member 9-like. NCBI's taxonomy places the organism in Eukaryota, Metazoa, Chordata, Lepidosauria, Squamata, Elapidae. Gene Ontology annotation, biological process: cell differentiation; SMAD protein signal transduction; BMP signaling pathway. Gene Ontology annotation, molecular function: RNA polymerase II cis-regulatory region sequence-specific DNA binding; DNA-binding transcription factor activity, RNA polymerase II-specific; I-SMAD binding. Gene Ontology annotation, cellular component: heteromeric SMAD protein complex. The record is from RefSeq and is a predicted model, not a curated record.